Molecule: messenger RNA, 8545 nt
Organism: Blastomyces dermatitidis ER-3
Lineage: Eukaryota; Fungi; Ascomycota; Eurotiomycetes; Onygenales; Ajellomycetaceae
Product: translational activator
Exons: 10
Coding region: 140-8167 (2675 amino acids)
Biological process (GO): cellular response to amino acid starvation; regulation of translation
Cellular component (GO): cytosol
Molecular function (GO): protein kinase regulator activity
Source: RefSeq, a predicted model, not a curated record
CCCCUCCUCCCCACAGAAAAACUCUCGCCGCAUUUUCUCCGAAACUAGCAAAACAACGAAACGACCGGAGAUCCAUAUUGCGCGCAAAUAACCUCCAUAUCGAUGCCUAAAGUCCCGAAAUGCGCGAGAGCCACGCGAUAUGGAUGAAAUUGAGUGGAACAACGUGAGCGAAGGCUCACUGGAGAGUUUGGAGAGAGUGGUGCUCUCCGGCUCGACUGCUCGUCGCUGUCAUGGACUCCAUGAGCUACACGAGAAACUGUCUGGGUUACAAAUCUCACAGAACCUCUUCCGAUCAAUUGUGAAGCUUUUAUUCAGGACGUAUCCUUUCUAUGUUGACCGCGCCUCUCGUCAAGCCGUGCAGAAAUGUCUCCGCUCCCUAUUUCGAAUUCCAACCGCAAACCCCGACCUACAAUAUUUCAUACAGGAGUUAAAGAAAGAAUGUUCCAAAUCCACAAUAGCUGCGACGAAUGCUUUUGUUUUAGCGGAGUGGUGUUCACUGCUGCUACAACUCCUAAGCGAGGUGCCAGACUUCACGCAGAGCAUAUUGGAGAUUUUAUCCGCAGAUGCCAAGGUCGUUGAAAUUUGCUUGCGCGCUAAAACCAAAGGAAGUGUGAAGCACUCGGCAAUUAUUGUGACUAGACGAGCAUUGCGAGCCGUUAUUUCUCCGGAGGGAAAUGGCGAGGAGAUCCUACGGCGGGCAAUUCCUCUUUUGACGAGUGAGGCUGUCUCGGGUUCAAGAAAUGCUCCUUUUCUAGGGAUUGUAGCUGGAGUCAGCGACCGGAUUCCUAAUAGAAAACCGAUCCUGGAGGAUUUGAAGACUGCCAUACUGCAAUACUAUGCCAAGGAGAUUAUUGGAUCGCGGACAGUUCUGCCCUCCCAUAUUGUAGGAGGAUUACACGAUUUCUUUAUAUCGUUCGUUACUGCUAAAGACCUUCAGGUUAAUAUCUGGCCAUCCCUGGAAAAAGCAAUUCUUAGAGCCCCCGAAAUAGUUUUAGGCGGGCUUAUACCUUCCUUAGCGUCCUCAAUACGCUUUGAAGUCGAUAUAUCGGAAAUUUUCUUCACUCGUUUCUGCAAGCCACUCCUUACAAAUAUUAAGAUCACAAAUCCAAUCAUCAGAAAUGGUGCUGUCAAAGCUUUUGAAAGCCUAGUUUCUAGAUGUAAGGCUGAACAAUGGCUGUUGAAAGUAGUAGAAGAAGUGAUGGCUCCCCUCAAGACGCAGAAAAUUACCAACGCUGAACAGCGUGGCCUUCAAGUCCAAGUACUUUCGGCUAUUCCGCCUUCCACCCACGUUUCGCAACUGGUACUAGGAGGCCUGGUGGUAGUCUUGUCCCGCGAAGCCAGUGAAAUCGCCUUGGAGAUCGAGAUUAAAGCCUUUUGCUGUCAUUUCGCCUACCUCAUUCGAAUCGCAGCACCAAUUGGAAAGGAAAUAUUAUCUGCCAUAACAAAAGGAUGCGGUGAAAAACGAAUCGCCCUCCGCAAAUUAUGGCUGGUCAACAUUGGGCAACUCUUGUGGGAUAUGGAUGUUGAGCAACUGUUUGGCUCUAGCCUAACAAUGGAUUUCUUACGUCCAGUUGUUGCUAGGCUUCUGGAGUCUUCUGAUGACAUAGCCGCUAACCCAUUACCUUCGGUUCAGAUCGGGGCUAUUACAAUAUCUUUCGUCCUCACUGCUUUAUCAAGUAGACUCGAAAAUAGAAAAGAUAACGAAGGGGAGCUGCUACUGGCAUACGAUAACAUUGCGCGACAAGCAUUGUCCAUAUCGCCUAAGCCGUCUUUCCUUCUCAAUCCUAAAAUCUACACGAAACUGACUUCAACUGAAGACUUCAUAUGGAUAAUACGUGCAUUGUCUACCGUUUCUAGAUCGAAAGCAUUUCACGCUGGAGAUCCUGAGAUCAGAGACUCAUGGGGACAGGCGUUCAUUUAUGUGAUUUGUUCAUCUAGUACACCACCAAAAGUUCGAGAACAUGGAGUGAGUGCCCUCAAACAAUGCUACUGUGGAAAUCCGGCCCUUGUUGGGACGACAAUGAUAACUGCAUUGUGGGGGUGGCUUCACGCUUUGGAUACUGCGAAUAAAGACUCCGCUGCGUUGAGUGCGGGGACCGGAAAUGAAAAAAUUCACCUUGUAAUCAAAGCCAUUAACCUUGCGCCCUCUGAACAAAACCCUGACGACAACAUAUCCAAAGAGGUUCUCAAAACCCAACUCGUUGAAUUACUUGUUAUCUGCCGCCCACAGUUGAUACCAGGGACACAAUGGAUUGAUGUGGUCUUGAAAACCGGCAUAGAUCCGGGGGAAUUGGUCCGUGAAAAAUAUGAAGAGUGCAUGUCACAAAUCCUAAGAGCUAUUGAUGACCCAAUUCGAAGCCAGAUAACCAAGGGAAGACCUGCGGCGUGGGACGCUGCGGCUGACUUGGCUUUUGUGGCUCCCGAUACCAUUAUUCCUCGCCUUGUUAAACAGCUCCAUGAAGAUUUGAAUCCGAAGCGAGUAUUGAAAUUCGAGUCAACCGACCUUGCUAUUGCCCGAACCCCUGAAGGAACAAUGUUUGUGGAUGUUCUUAGUACGAAAUCUAAACCUGUCAUAGGUAAGGGCAAGGAUUCGGAUACGCUGAAAUGGGAGGAAGAGCUGCGCGCCCAAGUUGCUCAGAAAAGAGGCCAGCAAGCGAAGAAGUUGACUGCCGAUGAACAAGCCAAAGUUAAUUCUCAGUUGACUAGAGAAGCUGAAAUUCGAAAGAAUGUUCAAGCGGAAGAAGAAAUAAUCAAGAGAGGUGUCGGGAUUGUUGAAAGUCUUGCUCGAGGCCCCCCAACUGAUGUCGAGGCCUGGAUAAACCCAGCUGUUGGGUGCGUUACGGAUCUUGCGAAGGCUGGGGCUGGCGCCUUGGUCGGGGAUGCUGUUGCAUCGGCAUACGUCGCGUGUUCAAAUCGAAUCUCCUCUAGACUUGGGUUAAUGCGACCCUUUGUCGGAAUAGCUACGCUGCGAGCACUCGGGAGAACCUACUUAGACCCAGCAUUGGAAGACGAGCCUCUAGGCGAACUUGUGGCAAGAAUUUUAUAUCGCCUUCGUUUGGGCUCCGAGCAGCGGCCUUUUGAUGUUGCUACCCUAUCAUAUAUCCUCCCCUUGAUUUUCAUUAUACUCGAGAGGGAUGGAAUUGAAGAGUCUAAAGAGAGCAAGGGAGAGCAAGUUCUCCUAGCUCUAGAGUUCCUGUCUUUUCACACAAAUUCAUUCUCCGACAAUAGACUCCCUCGCAUUCGCACCUUGCAGAGUUUAAUAUCCUCUAUGCAGAUAUAUACCCAACACUAUAAAAUUAUUCGAGACACCCUAUUUGACCUUUGCAGGUGUAUAGCACAGAACAUCGAACAAGAAGAACUUGAAGUUAUUCUUAAGGCUUCGAUAGUCCCUGAGAUAUCAGUUCGUACCUCGGUUCUCCAGGCUAUCCUAUCGGAGUUGGAUCUCACGGACCUUGACUUCUCCGAGUACAUCUGGUUGGGUUGCCAUGAUAAUUUGGCAGAGAAUAGAGAAACGGCGGAAGUCAUUUGGGAGCAGAAUGCUCUCGAUGUUGAUGAAAAUUCGGCAAAUCUCCUGGUAAAAUAUCUCGAUAGCAAGGACUCGCAACUUCGAGGAGCAGCAGCCCGAGCACUUGCCCAUGCCUGUGAAGUUAGCCCAGCGGUGUUUACUGAUAUUUUGGAAAAGCUACAAUCGAAAUACAGGGAAGAAGUGAGACCCAAAGCACCUGAAAAAGAUGCCUACGGUAUGCCCAAGAAAAUCGACGGGCAAGAUAAAUGGGAGCCUCGUAGUGGGAUUGCACUGGCUUUUGGGGCGAUGGCGAAGGGCUAUCAAAAAGACGAAAUCGUCACAUUACUCCGAUUCUUGAUCGAUGAGGGCCCACUGAUAGACAAGAGUGCUUUCGUGAGACGACAGAUGGCGGAAAGUGGUAGCACUGUUAUUACUUUGAGAGGCGGCGAAAAGGUCGAGCAAUUGAUGCAGCUAUUUGAAAAGACAUUGGAAACCUCAGAUAAAGCGAGUGAGCAAUCCGAUUGGCUCAACGAGGCUGUGAUAGUUUUAUACGGCUCCCUAGCUCGCCAUCUGAGGUCAGGAGACAAGCGGGUUGAUAUAGUUAUCGGGAAGCUCCUUGCCGCGCUGUCUACCCCGUCCGAAACGGUUCAAUUCGCAGUCGCUGAGUGCCUUCCACCCGUCGUCAGACUCUCAAGUACAGAAACGGGUACCUAUAUCCGGGAUAUGCUUGACCAACUUCUGCAUUCGAAGCAAUACGCAGCAAGACGUGGUGCAGCUUAUGGUUUGGCUGGCAUAGUUGCCGGAAAGGGCAUAUCAGCAUUCCGAGAAUAUCGCAUCAUGGCCCACCUCACGGAUGCUUUAGAGAACAAGAAGGACCCGAAUCAAAGACAAGGGGCUAUUAUGGCUUUCGAGCUCUUCUCGUUGAUCCUUGGGGCAAUUUUCGAGCCAUAUGUGAUCCAAAUUGUUCCACAGCUGUUGGGCAGUUUUGGUGACCCCAGCAUCGACGUUCGCAAUGCUUGCUUAGAUGCUGCUAAAACAUGCUUUUCAAAUUUGAGCUCUUAUGGCGUCAAGCAAAUCCUCCCAACCCUCUUAGACGGCCUUGACGAUCAGCAGUGGCGCAGCAAAAAGGGAGCGUGCGACCUUUUGGGAGCCAUGGCGUACCUUGACCCUCAGCAACUCGCUAUUAGUCUCCCAGACAUCAUUCCUCCUCUCACGAUUGUCCUAAAUGACAGCCACAAAGAGGUUCGCAAUUCCGCGAACCGCAGUCUUCAGCGGUUUGGAGAAGUGAUCAGCAAUCCUGAGGUGAAGAGUCUGGUUGGUGUUCUGCUGAAAGCUCUUAGUGACCCUACGAAAUACACCGAUGAAGCCUUGGACGCGUUGAUAAGGGUGUCGUUCAUACAUUACUUGGAUGCGCCAUCCCUUGCGCUAGUUGUGCGGAUCCUCGAACGCGGCCUUGGUGACCGGUCAACUACCAAAAAGAAAGCAGCUCAGAUUAUUGGCAGUCUGGCCCAUCUCACAGAACGUAAAGAUCUUAUAUCGCAUUUGCCAAUAUUGGUCGCUGGGUUGAAACUUGCCAUCGUUGACCCCGUCCCCACGACUCGUGCAACGGCAUCCAAAGCACUUGGCUCCCUCAUCGAAAAACUCGGCGAAGACGCUCUCCCUGACCUGAUACCAAGUCUUAUGACCACGCUCAAAUCCGACACCGGGGCCGGUGAUCGGCUAGGUUCCGCUCAGGCGCUAUCUGAGGUACUUGCAGGAUUGGGUACUUCUCGCCUCGAAGAAACGCUGCCUACUAUAUUACAAAAUGUAUCCAGUGCUAAGGCGUCAGUCAGAGAAGGGUUUAUGUCACUCUUCGUUUUCCUUCCUGCCUGCUUUGGAAAUAGUUUUGCCUCUUAUCUUAACAAAAUUAUUCCCCCUAUUCUUGCUGGCUUGGCAGAUGAUGUUGAAGCAAUCCGCGAGACUUCUCUUCGUGCCGGACGGUUACUCGUUAAAAAUUUCGCGACGAAAUCCAUUGACCUUUUACUGCCAGAACUCGAGAGAGGCUUGGCUGACGAUAACUACCGCAUUAGGCUGAGUUCAGUCGAGUUGGUUGGCGACCUGCUGUUCAAUCUCACUGGCAUUCAAAACAAGGGAGAGGAAGAUGAGGAAGAUGACAAGGCUGUUCAAGCUGGCCAGUCCCUUCUUGAAGUAUUGGGAGAGGAUAAGCGAAACAAGGUUCUUUCUUCUCUAUACAUUUGCCGUUGCGAUACGUCUGGUUUGGUCAGAAGUGCAGCAAUCGCGGUUUGGAAAGCACUAGUCGCAACCCCGCGAACCCUGAGAGAACUUGUACCUACCCUGUCUCAGCUCAUCAUUCGUCGGCUUGCAAGCCCCAAUAUGGAACAGAAGGUUAUCGCCGGGAAUGCUCUAGGCGAACUAAUCAAGAAAGCUGGAGAAGGGGUCUUGUCAACACUGUUACCAUCUCUGGAGGCAGGCCUUGUUGCAUCUACGGACGUAGACUCGAGGCAAGGUAUUUGCAUUGCAUUACGAGAGCUCGUCGUUUCUGCCACAGCCGAGUCACUUGAAGAUUAUGAAAAGAUUCUCAUAUCUAUUGUGCGAACUGCUCUGGUGGAUCAUGAUGAGGCGGUCCGAGAAGCUGCUGCCGAAGCGUUUGAUGCCCUGCAGCAAGUACUAGAUAAGCGAGCAGUCGACCAAGUUCUACCUGAUUUGCUUCACCUUCUUAGAAGUGAGGCUGAUGCACAACAAGCACUAUCUGCUCUCCUAACAUUGUUGACGGAAACUACGAGAGCCAACAUAAUCCUCCCGAAUCUCAUUCCAACAUUACUUACUUUACCUAUCUCCGGAUUCAAUGCAAGGGCUCUGGCAUCAUUGGCUGAGGUAGCAAGUUCUUCGAUGACUCGGAGGUUGCCUGCAAUAUUAAAUGCCUUUAUGGAUACUAUCGUCAAUACCAGCGACGAUGAACUCAAGAAGGAAGUUGAAGAAGCUUUCGAUACUAUUCUGGAGUCUGUGGAUGAAUAUGACGGACUGAAUGCUUCGAUGAGUGUGAUGUUAACCUUAGUGAAGCAUGAGGACCAUCGCAAACGAGCAAAUGCAGCCACUCGCUUAGGAAGAUUUUUCUCCCAUGCGGACGUCGACAUUUCGCGUUACCAUCCCGAUUUAAUUCGUGUUUUACUUAUCUCAUUUGAUGAUCACGAUAGGGAUGUGGUAAAGGCGGCAUGGGAAGCCUUAACACAGCUUACUACACACAUACGAAAAGAGGAAAUGGAAGUUUUGGUCAUUCCCACGCGCCAAGUUCUGCGGCAAGUUGGUGUUCCAGGAUCUGACCUUCCAGGAUUUUGCUUGCCGAAAGGAAUUGGAGCGAUAUUCCCCAUAUUCCUUCAAGGCCUUCUCAAUGGAAAUGUGGAUCAGCGUGUACAAUCUGCGCUUGCGAUUGCUGAUAUCAUUGACCGGACAAGUGCGGAAGCAUUAAGACCCUAUGUCACUCAAAUAACUGGUCCAUUGAUCAGAGUUGUCUCGGAGCGGUCUGUAGAGAUCAAGUGCGCUGUUUUCUUGGCUUUGAACAAGCUUCUUGAAAAAAUUCCUCUAUUUGUGAAGCCCUUCUUACCACAACUACAGCGGACAUUCGCCAGAGGGCUAGCAGAUACUUCGAGCGAUGUAUUACGGAAGAGAGCUAGCAAAGGCUUAGGCAUACUGAUCACAUUGACGCCUCGAGUUGACCCACUCAUAGCAGAACUUGUUGCUGGCUCCAAAACCUCCGAUUCGGGUGUCAGAAAUGCCAUGCUUAGAGCGCUGUAUGAAGUGGUAAGCAAAGCGGGUAAAAAUAUGAGCGACACAUCUAGACAAACAAUCCUUACUCUUAUUGACGAUGAGUCCAAUGGCCGAGAUGAUACGAUGAAUAUUACAAACGCUCGACUUCUCGGCGCUCUUGUCAAAACUCUUCCAGCUACUACUGUCGUUCCACUAAUAAAGAGCCGUGUUCUCUCGCCUCACCUAACUCAUUCCUCGGUUCUAAACCUCAAUGCACUUCUGGUGGAAUCUGCAGCAUUGCUCGUGGAAAACUUUCAUUCUGAGACUGCAUCCGUCAUAUGCAAUGGCAUUUCAAAUAAAGACACAUUCAUAUCAGACAACAGCGUGCUCGCAGCAGGCAAGUAUCUUCUAUCAGAGGACAUAACCCGUAACUUCGAAACGGAUAAACCAUUGGUAGAAGCUCUCGCGCCUGCAAUCAAACCUGGUGGGCCCACCGACACUCGCCGGAUAGCUUUGGUCAUUGUUCGAACUGUCAGCCGUCUGCAUCCGGAACUCCUUCGUCCUCAUCUCCCUCUCCUUGCGCCUCCCAUCUUUGCCAGUGUGCGGGAUGUUGUGAUCCCUGUUAAACUGGCAGCGGAGGCAGCAUUCCUGGCGCUGUUUUCAGUGGUUGAAUCCGAAAGCACUGUAUUCGAAAAGUAUAUGAAUGGCCCUGGAGCAGAGUUGCCCACCGGUACGAAACGGAGCUUGCAAGAUUACUUCAAGCGCGUUGCUCUAAGACUUGCCAAUCAAGCACGGGAGAGGCGAGAAGCGGAAGGCGGCCAAGGGGGCUUGGGCCUUUCCAGCGACGAGCUUGAAGACGAGAAGGAAGUUUGGAGUGUGGGUAAAAUCGACUUGGACGAGUCGACAAGCGAGGACUGAUGCUGAUUGUGACGCAGUGGUGGAUCGUAUAUUUUUUAUUUAUCAUUCACAACGGAUCCUGGACACAAGUACAAAAAUGGCUUGGCGAUAUAAUGGAUGAAUCUCAUCACAUGAUCUUCUCUCACUCUUAACAUACAUUCAUCAUCGCAAUCACAUCUACAGACAAAUUUUACACCAAUAAUAGGGCUGUAUGUAAAACAAUACCGUCAUCUAGAGCUUACAGAGCUGAAAUAUGCCAACGUCUAGAUACAAAUUGUUCCUCAAAUCUGGUCCCCACUGGGUCCAGGCGCUGUCCCGAUCCGGUCUAGCGCGCGCAAGCCCUAAGUGUGGACUUUUUUCUCGCUUAGCAGCCGCUGCUUAGCUAAUCGCCCAUUUCCC